CGCCUCGCUGUCCCCUCCCUCGCCCUCCAGCAGCUUCGCUCCGCAGCCUCUCGCUCCUGUCUCCCUCCAGAGUGGCUCUCAUUGUUCGCAAUGGAAGGACCGUCCUCUGCCGCCUCCGAGAACCCGAGGCCUCCGGGGGCGACGACCGCUGCUGAGCCGCGGCAGACCUGCUUCGCCAGCCUUUUGAACCGCGUCCGCGAAAAACUCUGCACCUGGCACAUUGUGAAAACACUUGCCCUGGGCCAGAUGCUCUCCUUGUUCAUAUGCGGGACGGCAGUUACAAGCCAGUACUUAGCUGAACGCUUUCAUGUGAACACUCCAAUGCUGCAGAGUUUCAUCAACUAUUGCUUGUUGCUUCUAGUAUAUACGACGACUCUGGCCUGUAGAAAAGAUGGCGACAGCCUCCAGAAGAUUUUGAAGGGGAAAUGGUGGAAGUACAUUCUGCUAGGGCUGGUUGAUGUUGAAGCAAACUACACUAUCGUCAAAGCCUACCAGUACACCACCUUAACAAGUGUUCAGCUCCUUGAUUGCUUUGGGAUUCCGGUGCUGAUGGCUUUAUCCUGGUUCAUCCUCCGUGCAAGAUACAAACUGAUCCAUUUCAUUGCUGUUGCUGUCUGCCUGCUGGGUGUUGGGACCAUGGUUGGGGCGGAUAUAUUAGCUGGGAGGCAAGAAAGUGAAGGAAGCAACGUGGUGAUUGGAGACGUCUUAGUCCUUCUUGGCGCCUCGUUGUAUGCCAUUUCGAAUGUGAGUGAGGAAUACAUUGUGAAAAAUCUGAGCAGAGUGGAGUUUCUAGGAAUGGUGGGCUUGUUUGGGACUAUUAUCAGCGCUCUGCAGCUAGGCAUUGUGGAACAUAAAGACAUAGCUAAUAUUCAGUGGAACUGGAAAAUUGUCUUGCUCUUUCUGGCUUUUGCCCUCUGCAUGUUUGGGUUGUACAGCUUCAUGCCGAUAGUGAUCAGAGUUACCAGUGCUACAUCUGUCAACUUGGGCAUUCUGACAGCUGACCUCUACAGCCUUUUCUUUGGACUCUUCCUGUUUGGAUACAAGUUUUCAGUGCUGUAUCUGCUCUCCUUUGCGGUCAUCAUGGUCGGAUUCGUCCUUUAUUGCUCAACACCAACGCGCACCGCAGAGGCUGCCUCGACCAGCUUGCCACUCACAGCCAGUACUGGGUUUGACAACCUUGCCUUGAAAAUUGAGGAGAACCAUCUGGAUGCAGCAGCCGUCCCACCUGCACGGCGUAACGAAGAAAGUGGGUCAGGGGAGAUGCUGGCUACUGAACUGUCAGUCUUGUGAAGCAGAGAGCCCUUGGAGGUGUGAGACUGUCCUUGAAAAUAUCAGCAAACGAGAGAGAAUGGACAUCGGACUGUGCUAGAACUGGAGAGAGACCUGUUGGGGAUUCUGUGCUCAUGUCAAGAUUUGGGAUUUCACUGCAGAAGAGUCAGGUUGAGAUCCUUCAGUUGAAUAAUCUGCAUUAAGUUACAUUCCCAGAAAAAGCCAAAAGCCGGAAAAUCUGGACUUUGAGCCAUCCGAGGAAUGACUAAUAGACACGGCAGCUGAGAGGGGGAAAACAGUCUAAUAAAUCUUUUUAGUAGGAACACAGCUGACUUUUUUUUUAAACCAACAAAUUGAUUCCAAAUAAAUUAAUGGCUUAUUUUGA
This is a messenger RNA of Heteronotia binoei (common prickly gecko), 1654 nucleotides long. It is a transcript of the gene SLC35F2, whose product is annotated as solute carrier family 35 member F2. Gene Ontology annotation, molecular function: transmembrane transporter activity. The record is from RefSeq and is a predicted model, not a curated record. NCBI's taxonomy places the organism in Eukaryota, Metazoa, Chordata, Lepidosauria, Squamata, Gekkonidae. Bases 91 to 1290 code for a protein of 399 amino acids. The transcript is spliced from 8 exons. Gene Ontology annotation, cellular component: membrane. Gene Ontology annotation, biological process: transmembrane transport.